Messenger RNA from Emiliania huxleyi CCMP1516, 988 nucleotides. RefSeq lists its product as hypothetical. Gene Ontology annotation, molecular function: nitrilase activity; nitrile hydratase activity. The transcript is spliced from 4 exons. The record is from RefSeq and is a predicted model, not a curated record. The annotation marks the transcript as partial. Gene Ontology annotation, biological process: detoxification of nitrogen compound. NCBI's taxonomy places the organism in Eukaryota, Haptophyta, Isochrysidales, Noelaerhabdaceae.
CUCCUGAAGGCGACGAGCGUGCCGUGUUCCCAACCCCGUCGCCGCCUACGCCUUCCGCUGCCGCCGCCAGCCUGUGCCGCCGCCGCCGCCUUCCAAUAUGGCACGCUUCGUCGCCGCUGUCGUGCAGGCCGCGCCGGUCUGGAUGGACCGUGCGGCGACGACAAAGAAGGCAUGCCGCCUCAUCCACGAGGCUUCACAGCAGGGAGCACGCAUUGUCGCCUUCCCCGAGUCCUUCAUUCCCGCGUUUCCCUACGGCGUGUGGCAUCACGGCGUGCGACGCAACAUGCGUUUCUACCAGCAGCUGACCGAGUGCGCGGUCUCGCUCGACGGCCCAGAGAUUUCCAUGAUACAGGUUGCUGCGCGAAAGGCGGGAUGCGUCGUGGUGAUGGGCGUGACGGAGCGAGACGGCGGCAGCCUUUUCAACUCCCAGGUCUUUGUGGGAGCCGACGGCACCCUCCUGGGACGGCGACGGAAGCUCAAGCCCACGAGCGCCGAGCGGCUCAUUUGGGGCGAGGGCGACGGCUCGGGGCUGCGCGUGUUUGACACGGGCGAAAUUGCCGGCCGCGUCGGCGGUCUGAUCUGUGGAGAGCACAACCUCGCCCUCGCCCGGUACACCAUGCAGAGCCAGCAGGAGCAGGCGGGGCUUGCCGCCAGACGCGGCAGGGGCGUGCACGUGGCCUCGUACCCCGACCCACGAAUGGAAGGGCGGCCGUUUGCGGACCGCGUCGAUGCGGCCGUGCGGCACUACGCGGCGGAGGGUCAGUGCUUCGUCCUCAACGCCACCGCUCUGCUCGAUGACGCCGCGCGCGCAGCCCUUUACGACACGGCCGAGCUCGCCUCCCUAGAUGGGGAGCACAUUGCCGGCCCCGUGAGCGGUCGCGAGGCGAUCCUCACCGCGGAGGUCGACCUCGGCCGCAUCCCGCUCUCCAAGUUUUGGUUCGACCCGCCCGGCCACUCUGGCAGACCCGACGUCUUCGACCUCCGGGUC